Lepisosteus oculatus (spotted gar) is the source of this 1562-nucleotide messenger RNA. The record is from RefSeq and is a predicted model, not a curated record. Lineage: Eukaryota; Metazoa; Chordata; Actinopteri; Semionotiformes; Lepisosteidae.
UUGGAAUUUUUGGGGAAUUUCAAAAUUAAUCUCAAAUACGACAGAAGGACAUUUAGGCUUCCGAAUUUUUCUGACUUUCUUUUAUCGUCAUCUAUAGGAAGACUGUUUUCAGAAAGGCCUUGUAAAAUGAAGAUUGCCCUGUUGUUCAUAUGUUUCUUGGCAGUAACCCUUGCUUUACCAGUACAAAGGAAACGAGUAGCCAGGUCUGACAGCUCACAGGAAAGAGGGAGCGACUCCAGCGAGUCAAGCAAUGAAGACCGAGACACCAGUGAGGAGUCUGAAAACGAAGAGGACAAUGGAGGAGAGGAAGAGGGGGAGGACGACAANGGGGAAGAGGAAGAUGGAGGCGAGGACAAUGGAGGAGUGGAAGAGGGGGAGGACGACAACGGGGAAGAGGAAGAUCGAGGAGAGGACAAUGGAGAAGAGGAAGAGGAGGAGGAGGACGACAAUGGGGAAGAGGAGGAAGAAGAUGGAGAGGAUGACAACGACGAAGAAGAGGAAGAUGGGGAAGAAGACUGUGCGGAAACUGACAAUGGGGAGGAAGGUGAAGAAGAGCCUGGUGUCUCCGAAAAGAGUGGAGUGAAGGGUAAUGGAGAUGAGGAUGGCGACAAUGGAGAUGAAGACAACGGGGAAGAUGAAGAUGUGAUCAGUGGCUGCAAUGGCUAUGAUGAGACUGGAAAUGGCAUCACCAGAAAUGGAGAGGGAGAGGGGGAUGGCGAAGGGGCUGAAAACGGCGAAGACGGAGCCGAAGCUGAUGGGGACGAAGAAGCAGAGGAGGAGGAGGAGGAGGGAGAGGAGGAGGAGGAGGAGGAUGCCGAGGGCGAUGAAGACGAAACCUCCGAAACGGUGGACUAUGACGGCGCUGAAAACGGUGAAGACGAAGGCGACGCGGACCCCGGCACUGCAGGAGAGGGAGAGGACAACGAGGAAGGCAAUGGGGAAGGAGGAGAAGGCGACGAUGAGGAAGAGGGUGAAGAAGAGCAAGAAGAAGAGGGAGAAGAAACUGGCGAUAACGGGGAUGGAAAGGGCAGUGAAGACUCCGGCAAUGCUGGACGUGGAGAUUCUGAUCAUGAAGAAGACAACGAAGAACAGGAGAAUGGGGACACAGAGGAAGAGUCUGAUAACGGGGGAGAAGAACACACGAUGUAUACUGAAGAGGGCCCAGGAGAUGACAGCAAUCACAAUGACAUUGAAGAAGAGUACGACAGCGAAGACAACAGCGAUAGUGAGCAGGAAUAUUACGAGACGAGGCAGCACGAAAAUGCUAUUAAAGAGAAUUCCGAACAAACUGAGGAAUACGGAUCUGAAGAACACGGGGAUUACAAAAGCCACGAAAAUAAUGGAGAUGACGAAUGAAUAACAGCACUUUUAUCCAUGAAGAAAAUGAUGAAAAAAUGUAGAUUCCAGCAAUAUGAUUUCGACAGCAUUGACAUGGGAGGUUGGUGAGAGACGAAACGGAGUUGUGCAUCCCUGCAUGAUUUCCCGGGAAGGAAAAUAUAUGUACGAUUGUGACAGCAAACACAACAUAAAUCAAAACACGCUUUGCUUCAGCAAAAAAAAAA